Neoarthrinium moseri is the source of this 984-nucleotide messenger RNA. RefSeq lists its product as uncharacterized. The record is from RefSeq and is a predicted model, not a curated record. Bases 1 to 984 code for a protein of 327 amino acids. The transcript is spliced from 3 exons. Gene Ontology annotation, molecular function: oxidoreductase activity. Lineage: Eukaryota; Fungi; Ascomycota; Sordariomycetes; Amphisphaeriales; Apiosporaceae.
AUGGAGUCUGUCUUGGUCUUGUUGGCCUGCGUGGCUCUUGCUGUAGCAGAUACCUGCGAGUCGCCGGUACAGCGAAAAAAUUUCACCUCCCUCAGCAACGAAGAGAAGCUGGCUUGGUUGGACGCUGAAGUCUGCUUGACAACUCAUGACGCUGUUUUUGGACUUUACGACGGUGCAACCACACUGUGGGAUGAGCAGCAGUACUUGCACUUGACCAUGUCCAACUAUAUACAUGGUGUUGGCCAGUUUUUACCCUGGCACCGAUAUUACAUGACUUUGCACGAGAAACUAUUGCAGACCUAUUGUAACUACACCGGCGGAAUGCCUUACUGGGAUGAGCAGGUCGAUGCUGACAACAUUACCUUGUCUUCUGUUUGGGAUUCGGUGUAUGGUAUUGGAGGUGAUGGCAACUCGUCCGACAGCCAAAUCGUCACCGACGGACCAUUUGCGUAUAUGGAACUCCAUGUUGGCGCCUGGUCAUUCAACACCGUGAUACCAAAGACCGCAACCUACCAUUUAAACCGUUCCAUAAGUUCCAUGACCUUCCAAUCAGCUAGUCAGUCGGCCGUGGACGAGUGUUUUGCGCUCGGUUCGUACGAGGAGGCAUGGCAAUGCUACGGACAGGGCCCACACUCGGCCGGCCACGCUGGUACCGGCGGGACCAUGCAAGAUCCGGUGCUGUCUCCUGGUGAUCCUGUAUUCUUUCUGCAUCACACUAAUCUCGACCGACUUUGGUGGGAAUGGCAGUCCGUCAAUCUCACAGCUCGUCUCAUCGAUAUGGGAGGUCAAAAUGUUCCCACUGACGAGUUCAACUCUGCCAACAACUGGGAUGCUCCUGGUGCAAACUUCACCGAUUACAGCGGCGACCCCGGCAACGUUACCACGCUUACUCAUGUCUUGUCUAUGUACGAGAUGCUUCCAAAUGUUACUGUUGCUGAUGUUAUGGAUGUUGGUGGCGACGUUAUAUGCGUUGAGUACGUUUAG